GGAUCGUGAGGAAUGGCGUCAUCGGGUGGAGGAAGUGGUGGUUGCGACGCCACCAAGAAAUACUUUUGCCCGCGAUUGAUCGACUAUUUGGCCAUCGUUGGAUCACGUCGCCCGGCUGGCUACUCGACUGGCUCCCGCAGUAAAGCUCCUCCUCCUUCUUCUGGCCCUAUUGGGUCAACAAAUCCAUUAAGUGGAACUGUUGUUCACGGGGGAGCUGGGCACGCCGUGACACCGGAGCUUUUACGUCGCUACCCGAUCGAUGAUCAUGCCGAUUUCCCGCUACCGCUCGAUAUGGUUUAUUUCUGCCAACCAGAAGGUUGUCUCUCAUUGGGCAAUCGACGGCCCGGAGACCAUCGGCGUGACAUUGAUUCGUUCGUCUUCACUCUGACCGAUAAGGAUUCCGGGAAAACGAGAUACGGCGUCUGCAUCAACUUCUUCCGGCCAGUCGAACGGCUUCCUUCGAACGCAUCCGUGUCAUCAAGACGCGAUUCGUGGAGGGAUUCCAUUCACCGAAGUUCCGACUCCGCCUUUUCUAGCGAUCAAAGGAGUACAAUGGCGCCAAGCGAUUCGGAUCGCGACUGCUCCAGUGCACAUCGCUAUCAUCCGGCUGAUCCAGCUUCUGGUGUUAAAUGGCCCUAUCCUUCAUCCGGAAUGACGGGUGUUAAUCAAGACUCGGAGAGCGGAGGAUCUCAACCGCCUUCGCCUAGAGCCAGUCGUAGGAAACAGCGAUCACGAAAUCAAUACUUGACUUCAAUCUGCCUCCUAUCUCACCACCCUUUCUUCACCCUGUUCCGCGAGUGCCUUGUCGUUCUCAAGAAACUUAUCGACGCAUGUCACGAAAACGCAUCCCCCAAGCGACUAGGAGCUUCUCGGCUGACUUCAAGGGAUUCGGUGUGGGGAUUGUUGACGGGCCAAACAACGGAGACGGCCUCGUCUAUAGUUCUCCAUGACGUUCGUGACAUCGAGACGUGGAUCCUUCGUCUACUCAGCGCUCCGGUGCCCAUCCCGGGCAAAACUCGAGUCGAACUCGAGAUUUUGCCACGUUCACUGCAACCUACGCCUUUGGUGUUCGCCCUGCCCGACCACACCCGUUUCCCCAUGGUCGAUUUCCCGUUGCAUCUGCCAUUAGAGUUGCUGGGCGUUGAUACUUGUCUCAAGGUGCUCUCCCUUAUCAUGCUCGAGCAUAAGGUAAUCAUGCAAUCACGCGAUUACAACGCUCUCUCCAUGUCCGUGCUGGCCUUUGUUACCAUGCUUUACCCGCUCGAGUACAUGUUUCCCGUCAUCCCGCUCCUGCCCACUUGCAUGAGCUGCGCCGAGCAGCUCCUGUUAGCUCCUACGCCUUACAUCAUCGGCAUUUCGGGAUCGUUUUUCCAGCACAAGAAACAUUUCAAAUUGCCAGACGAUGUUUGGCUCAUCGAUCUCGACUCGAAUCGCAUCAGCGUGCCGUCAAGGGCCGAUGAAGUGCCAUCGUUACCUGAGCCGGAAUGUAGCAUACUACGCAAUCACCUACGUCAGGCGUUGGCCAGCAUGAGUGGAGAGGUGGUCCUUCCUAGGGCAGAUCAUCCACAUCCACAUCAACAACAGCAACAGCAACAGCAGCAGCGUGGAAGUCACGAUUUCUCAUCCGAGAUGGGUCAUGGACAUUUCAGUCCAUUCAUUUAUGGCAACGAUGUCGAUUCGGUGGAUAUUGCCACUAGAGUGGCAAUGGUCCGUUUCUUCAACUCGCAGAAUUUGCUGGCCAAUUUCGCCGAACACACUAGGACACUUAGGCUGUAUCCACGACCCGUUGUGGCUUUCCAGAUCAACAGUUUUCUCAGGUCGAGACCCAGAGCUGGACCGUAUCUCCACAAAUUUGCUAGGACUCAAGCCGUUGAAUUCCUGGCGGAGUGGAGUCUGUCGCCGACCAACGUGGCCUUUCUACGUGUCCAGACGGGCGUUUUCGAUCCGGCCAUUAUCGGAGACAAACACAAAUGGUUCAGCGAUCGAUACGAGCCACUACAAUUCGCCGUUUGGGACGAGGCCAGCUCAAUGGACAGCGCUCUUCGCUCUCUAGGCAAACACGAUCAAAUUCAAACCGAUGAGAGCGGCUCAGAUUCAGAAGGCGGGGGUAGUUCCAGUUCGUCCUACUCUUCACUGAGCGAUCUGGUAUCCGAGCAACGAACGCCGGAUGCGUCACCUGGUCCUGGACUUCAAGCGGUUCCGAUGACGUUGUCUAGUGGACUCGAUCUCAAAUCGAUUUACCGACCCCCAUCAACCCUUCAACUCCCAGGUGGAGGAUCUGGGCUAGAAAUGAACGAAUCCGCUUUCUCCCAACCAGAGUCAAUGUCUUCAUCUUCGUCACAAAGUUCCAUCGGAUCAUCUCACGGCAUUCAAACGGAAUUGGCGGCCGAAAGUGACAUCAUCAUCACUAAACCCCGCAACAUUUCAGAGGAUAAGACCGAUGACGUGUUCAACGCCUCUGAUUCGGAGACUGUGGUGCCCAGCAUCAGCCAGGAUUCGCCUACCCAAAGGAAUGUAUCGAUUGAUAGCGCUCCACCAUUGGAGAAUGAAGUUGCCCAUGCAAAAAUAGUAACUAGGCCGUCUAGUAUAAGUGUGAUGACUGAUCGUUCGAUGAGUACGGGAUCCAGCGGCUCCAACAAUUCGGCCCAUCGACAGAGUAGUCAAACUUCAUUAUUUGAACAGUUGGCGACUCAAGCCAAAGAUUUAGUUCGGGAGAGCACUAGACAAAGCAGCCAGGAAAAACUAUUGGCUCAAAUGGACAAAUUCCGAAUCCAAGCCAAAGAGAAAAUCUCAGAUGCUGCCAGACAAACUAGCGAAGAUGGUUUCUUCAAUCCAUCCACCUUGGAGCAGUUUACCGCUGGAGCUAGACGGGCUGCGGAGGAAGCUAGUCGAAGUGUUCAAGAAGCAUCACGAACUCUAAAAGAAGCUUCGGAAGACAUUACGGCCGUUAGUAAAAAUACCAUCGGAGAUUUCACCAAGAGCGCUAAACACGCUGCUGCCAAAGGCGGAUUGCUCAAGGCACUGGGCAGUUCUCGGGAGUCGUCUAGCAAUCUUCCAGUCGGAUUACGUUCAUUGGGUUCGUUAGGUUCGCUUGGAUCACGAAGUUCCGUCACGCUCGCCGAGCCUCCACUGGCCCAGCAGCAGCAGGAGAUCCAGCAGCAACAGUCGCAAUCAGCCAUGAGCCACUCGAGUCACCAGGGAAAACUCGUUCGCAGUGAUAGUGUCAGCAGUCAGCGGGAUGGUUUAUCGGGCGGACGUGAUUUCCUUUCCAGCGUCAGUAGCGAACUGAAUGGAUUAGCAGCUCAAACGACGAGCAUGUUCAGCGGAUUGUUUGGCUCAAAAGGUUCCAAAAUGGGACAGCCUAAUUCGCCACAGCCUUUCCGUCUACACCCGAAUGCAGAAUCUGCUCAACGAGCAAAAGAACGACAGCCACCGUUCGGUCCAUUCCCUAGAACUAGUAGACGCGGUUUAGUAGAAAAAUCAUCUUUGAUUCGACAUACUUCUUCAGCCAAAACCAAACGACCUGACAAUUCCCAGCCAUCGCAGAUUAGUGAUCGAUCAGCCAAUGCUAUCGAUAGUCAGACACUUCUCAAAGAUGCGGUCAAUCAAGUGAUAGAGGGCGAAGGUGUCGGAUGGUUAAAGUUGAAUCGCAUCCGCAAAUUGAUGGAAGAUGAAAACUAUCGAAACCUUGUGGUUAGUCGACUUAAUAAGACGUUAGAUCAAAAGAUUGGUCCCGAUGAACACAUCGACGAUGUGUGCGUUUCUCGGGCGGUGUGGAAGGGAAUGUUGAAAAUGUUGAUAGCCGUCACUGCAGGCCUGGAACAAACUUACAUCAAUCACGGCUCAGGUGGAAUGGCUUCAUCUUUCCAGCUGCUGGAAAUCGCUCACACCCAUUACUGGACGAAAGAUAUCAGUGAUGGCAAGUUUUCGGAUUUUGCAUCGACUAGCCUCAGCACAGCUCAGCCUUCACUGCGUGGGAGUCCGAUGGGCAGUCGGGAGAAUUUACCUUCACCUCACAGUCCACGUACGAGUGUUUUGGCAACCGAAUCGGACAGAAGUUACAGCAAUUCGCCGGAAUUGGCUGGAACGCCAGUUCCAUCUCGAAUGUCACGAAGCGAUGCUUCUAGUCCUGAACCGGGUAAUCCCGACAUUCUACGCGAGUUAUUGGAACGCAAACGCAAUCUCAUGAUGUUGUCUCUACAAGGAGAAUCCCAAGCUAGCGCGAUAAGUGGUGACGGUCAAGGAUCGUGCAGCGCUUCAGAAGCGGGCAGCAUUAUUACGAAUCCAGCUUUCUAUCGUCAGAAACUAUCACAUCAAUCCUUUCGGAGCACCAUGUCAGAUGGAGAACCGGAUCAGCAACAGGUUGCCCGGGGCUUCGUUCGGCAGAAUGCAGCCGGUUGGUCAUCAAAGUCUUCGAUAACGACCGGUUUUCGCUAUCACGCUGGUAACAUGGUCACCACGGCUGGAACUCCUAGUCCGGAAUCUGUGAGGAUGUACAUUUUCGAGGGUCUUCUCGGGAAGGACCGAUCCAGUCUGUGGGAUCAGAGUCAAUUUUGGGAGGAUGCUUUCCUUGAUGCAGUCUCGCAAGAAAGAGAUCUUGUGGGCAUGGAUCAAGGACCCGGAGAAAUGAUGGAAAGGUAUAAGUCACUGAGUGAAACGGAAAGAAAAAGACUGGAACACGAAGAGGAUAGACUGCUUUCAACAUUGCUGUACAAUUUAGUGGCUUUCAUGGUCAUGGUAGACGUGGACAAAACGGAAUUGAAACGCAAAGUCCGGCGAUUGCUAGGCAAAUCUCACAUAGGAUUGGCUUAUAGUCACGAAGUUCACCAGCUUUUAGAUCAAGUCGAACAUUUGAGAGGCAACGAUAUUGAUUUGAAGCCAUUCGCUUCACGUCAAAUGCACAGGCACAGUUUUACCGUUCAAGUGGGAACUGAUGCUUCCGGUGAUUUGCGAUUCCUGGAAGUUCGUGACGACGGCCUGAUCCUGCGUGCUGUUAGCGGUGCCAUCAUGGAGCGCUGGUGGUUUGAACGCAUCGUCAACAUGACCUACAGUCCCAAAACGAAAAUCCUCUGCCUUUGGCGACGAAAUGGCGGCCAAACGCAACUUCACAAAUACUACACCAAAAAGUGCAAGGCCUUGUAUUACUGCAUCAAAGAAGCGAUGGAAAGAGCUGCAGCUCGAGGUGCUGGGGCACUGCCCGGCAUGGAACUCGGAGGUGAAUUUCCCAUCCAGGAUUUGCGGACAGGUGAAGGUGGUCUCCUUCAGGUGUGCAUCGAAGGUGUUGGUCUGCUCUUCGCCAACAGUAAAGAUUUUGAGUUUUUCGUCCGGCUGGAUUACAUCCGCAAAUGCUUCACCCAAAAAGGCGGAAUCUUCGUUCUGGAAGAAUACAAUCCAAAAACGAGACAAAUACUUCAACGCCGAUAUCAGUCAGCUAUGGCGGAUCAGAUUUGUUACGCUGUUCUCUGCGUGUUUUCUUACGUGGCCGCCGGAAGCGAACAGCGAAAAAAGGUUGAGCCGACUUGAAAGCUCAUCAUCAAUCGACCAAGCAACACACACCAGUGAAUUCGGACAUCACUUGAUUCGCUUGUUACCUUUUAGUUGUUGUACUUAAAUGAUUACUCGUUCGUUUUGUCGUACGAGGCGUCGCAAUAAUAAUUAUCUAGUCAUGGUACGGUUCAUCAAGAAAUUUGAACCAACAGCAGUUGGCAAAUUUGCGUUCGAACAUUCACUGUUAGUAUUUGUAAUUAAUGAAUAUAAAAUUGUUUUACCCUAUUGAUCAUAUCAUUUGAGCGAUUGUGACUUACGUGUAGCUAUCGUGACGUGCUUAUCAUUGUUUUUGGGCAAGCCAAACGCUAUAGCUUUCAAACUCCGAUUUAGAAGAAAAUAUUUAAACGAAUGAAUAAUAAUAAACAAAAAUUCACUCAUUGAA
Messenger RNA from Daphnia pulicaria, 5929 nucleotides. It is a transcript of the gene Rab3-GEF, whose product is annotated as MAP kinase-activating death domain protein-like. Gene Ontology annotation, biological process: regulation of Rab protein signal transduction; regulation of apoptotic process. The record is from RefSeq and is a predicted model, not a curated record. The transcript is spliced from 27 exons. Bases 13 to 5523 code for a protein of 1836 amino acids. Gene Ontology annotation, cellular component: cytosol. Gene Ontology annotation, molecular function: guanyl-nucleotide exchange factor activity. Lineage: Eukaryota; Metazoa; Arthropoda; Branchiopoda; Diplostraca; Daphniidae.